Molecule: messenger RNA, 1950 nt
Organism: Nyctereutes procyonoides (raccoon dog)
Lineage: Eukaryota; Metazoa; Chordata; Mammalia; Carnivora; Canidae
Gene: ATXN10
Product: ataxin 10
Exons: 12
Coding region: 203-1630 (475 amino acids)
Biological process (GO): neuron projection development
Cellular component (GO): cytosol
Source: RefSeq, a predicted model, not a curated record
GUCGUCCCGGUCGGCGCCCGGCGGGAGGCUGGGCGCGAGUCCGCGCGCUCUCCCCCCGGCCUGGGCUGCAGCGGCGCGGCGCGGCGGCGGCGGCGUAGACCGGCGGCUGCGGGGCGCGCCCCUCCCCCGCCCGCGCUCCCGCCGGCCCUCCGCCUCCUCCUGCUCCUCGGCGUCGCCGGCCCUGCGAGCUGCGAGCGGCAAGAUGGCGGCGCCCAGGCCGCCGCCCGCCCGGCUGUCCGGAGUCAUGGUGCCCGCGCCCAUCCAGGACCUGGAGGCCCUCCGCGCGCUCACGGCGCUCUUCAAGGAGCAGCGGAACCGAGAAACUGCACCCAGGACUAUCUUCCAAAGAGUCCUGGACAUCUUGAAGAAAUCUUCCCAUGCUGUCGAGCUGGCCUGCAGAGACCCAUCCCAGGUGGAACAUCUGGCUUCUAGCCUGCAGCUCAUAACGGAGUGCUUCAGGUGUCUGCGAAAUGCUUGUAUCGAGUGUUCUGUGAACCAGAAUUCCAUCAGGAACUUGGAUACAAUUGGCGUUGCUGUUGAUUUGAUUCUUCUUUUUCGUGAACUGCGGGUGGAACAGGAAUCCCUGUUGACAGCUUUCCGCUGUGGCCUGCAGUUUCUAGGCAACAUUGCCUCGCGGAAUGAAGAUUCCCAGUCUAUUGUUUGGGUGCAUGCUUUCCCAGAACUCUUUUUGUCUUGCUUAAAUCAUCCCGACAAAAAAAUUGUUGCCUACUCAUCAAUGAUUUUGUUCACAUCCCUGAAUUCUGAAAGAAUGAAAGAACUGGAAGAAAAUUUGAACAUUGCCAUCGAUGUCAUUGAAGCUCACCAAAAGCAGCCUGAAUCUGAAUGGCCGUUCUUGAUUAUUACAGACCAUUUUCUGAAAAGCCCGGAAUUGGUGAAAGCCAUGUAUGCCAAAAUGAGCAAUCAAGAAAGAGUUACACUGUUGGACCUCAUAAUAGCGAAGUUAGUCGGGGAUGAGCCCCUGACCAAGGAUGACAUCCCUGUGUUUUUGAGCCAUGCUGAGUUGAUCGCAGGCACUUUUGUGGAUCAGUGCAAGAUGGUGCUAAAAUUGACCUCUGAGCAGCAUACUGAUGAUGAGGAGGCAUUGGCCACAAUUCGGCUUCUUGAUGUCUUAUGUGCAAUGACUGCCAAUACUGAUCUGCUCAGCUAUCUGCAGGUUUUUCCUGGCUUGCUGGAAAGAGUGAUUGAUCUUUUGCGACUGAUUCAUGUAGCUGGCAACGACACCGCAAACAUCUUCAGUAGCAGUGGCUGCAUAAAAGCAGAGGGUGACAUCUCAAAUAUGGCUGAGGGGUUUAAGUCUCAUCUCAUUCGUCUCAUUGGAAAUCUGUGUUACAAGAAUAAAGACAACCAAGACAAGGUAAACGAGCUGGACGGCAUUCCCUUGAUCCUAGACAGCUGCAGCAUUGAUGACAGCAACCCCUUUCUGACCCAGUGGGUGGUGUACGCCAUCCGAAACCUUACUGAAGAUAACAGUCAAAACCAAGAUCUGAUCGCAAAGAUGGAGGAGCAGGGGCUGGCGGAUGCAUCCCUACUUAAAAAGAUGGGUUUUGAAGUUGAGAAGAGGGGUGACAAGCUGAUUCUGAAACCUACCAGUGACCCACCUCCACUGUGAAUGAACUCUCCAUCAAAAUACCUGAAUUUUUGAGAUCUGUUUCAUGGAUUUUUCGUCUUCUGCAGUAUGUGAAAUUGCAAGUGUUUGAAGAUUUAUUACGUGCAAAUUCAGGAACACAUGAGUCCUUUAGAUAAUAGAGUUUAACGUGGAUAAGCUUGAAAGUGAAAGUACAUGAGUAUUCCAUUGUUUCUUUGCUUUAGAAACUGUCUGGUUUGCCUUUGUCCCCAUGGAUACAGUGUGCAUUUAAGUAAUAUAUUGUACUUACUGUGACGGCAGAUAAUAAAUUCUUCUCUUGGAGGGUGCAUCCCUUAUUUGGCAAA